Messenger RNA from Phalaenopsis equestris, 3115 nucleotides. RefSeq names its product protein WEAK CHLOROPLAST MOVEMENT UNDER BLUE LIGHT 1. The transcript is spliced from 4 exons. NCBI's taxonomy places the organism in Eukaryota, Viridiplantae, Streptophyta, Magnoliopsida, Asparagales, Orchidaceae. The record is from RefSeq and is a predicted model, not a curated record. Bases 215 to 2896 code for a protein of 893 amino acids.
GUCUUGGGGAUUGACGAUCUGUAAGACUGCAAGCGAAGGAGGGUCGGCAGAGAGGGAGAAGAAGCUUUAUAUGGACUAGCUUGUGAUUGAUUCUGCUUCAACAGAUGAUUUCAGCCUGUUCUUCUUCUUACUUCUGGCUUGUUUUCGUUCAACGUCGGGUUGCGAAGUCUCCGGGUUCUGCUAAAUCAUACUAAAUAAGGAAAAAUCAAGUAUUAUGGCAGAUUUUCAAAAUUCUGAAAACUUGCUUGUUGCGGAACCAACUUUUUCUCCUGAAGAAUGUCCUCCCAAAGAGUCGACGCUUCCUAAUCCUCUGCUGUCUGAUGGAAAGGCUGAAAUUAAACAUCAUCAAGAAGCAGCCACUGGACAUUCAGAAGCAUUAGUUGAACAAAGUUGCAUAGGCUUAUCCUUGGAAACACAACCACCUUCUUCAUUAGAAUUUCAUUGUUCUUCAUCACCUGAUCUAUCACACAUUCAAACACAAAAGUUGGCCAAUAUUCCAGCUCAACACGAAGAUCAAAGCGACUCUCAAGAUGGUGUCAUCAAAAUUCUGAAAGCAGCGGAAGCUGUGCCGCAUAAAGGUCAAGACAUAUAUUGUAAUGACGUUUCUGAUGUUCAGACAAACAAAGUUCAAAUCAAUGAUGAUGCUACUGCCAGUGCUGGUAGCAAAGCUGCUUCUUUGCCAUCUGAGAAAUCUGGGAGUAUCCCAGACCCACUUAGGGGUGAUGCCUCAAAGGGAACGGAAGAAACCUUAUCCAGCCAAAUUGAAGGUAUAAGUUCUGCUGGAGUUGCUGAUGCUCAAACCAAUAAAAGGUCUAAUGUUGAGGAGAGUAGUAGGAUGAAAGACACAACGCCUUUGAAGCCCAACAGUUAUCAUUUGCAAGGUCACACAGAAGCCCAAAAUAUGCAAAUAAAAUCAUCAGAAUCAGCUGUUUCUACUGAACAUGUAAAGAAAGUGAUUGAAAAUAGAGGGUUUGUUGACACUACAACACCUUUUGAAUCGGUUAAGGAUGCGGUGACGAAAUUUGGUGCUAUUGUUGAUUGGAAAGCUCACAAAGCACUGACUAUUGAGAAGCGCAAACAUUUUCAUUUUGAGCUCGCAAAGGUUCAAGAAGAACUUCCUAUUUGCAGAAAACAAUUGGAGGAUGCUCAAGUUACUAAAACUGAAGUAUUGAAUGAAUUGGACACUGCAAGGAGACUUGUUGAAGAGCUAAAGUUGGACCUCGAGAAAGCAGAAACUGAGGCGGCACAAGCAAAGCAGGAUGCAGAACUCGCCCAGCUUCGAGCAAAAGAGAUGGAGGAUGGCAUUGCUGAUGAUGCAAGUGUUGCAGCUAAAACACAGCUCGAGGUUGCUAAAGCGAGGCAUUUAGCUGCCAUUGCAGAGAUAAAAUUCGUAGAAGACCAGUUAGCAGACCUUCAAGAUCAAUAUUCUGCUUUAGUUGGUGAAAGAGACCUCGCAAUUAGAAAAGCUGAAGAGGCUGUUUCUGCUUUGAAGGAGAUGGAGAAAGCAGUGGAAGACCUUACACUAGAGCUCAUCUCUGCAAAAGAAUCACUUGAAUCUGCACACGCUGCACAUAUUGAGGCCGAAGAGCAUCGAAUCGGCGCAGCUCUGGCAAAAGACCACGAUUGCCUCAAUUGGGACAAGGAAAUAAAGCAGGCUGAAGAAGAACUGAAUGUCCUCAACAAACAGCUUCAAAAGACGAAGAAUCUCGAGACGGAUUUAGAAACCGCAUUGAGUUUAUUGGCAAACCUGAAACAAGAAUUAGCAGCAUAUAUGGAAUCCAAACUGAAAGAACAAUCUGAAAGUUCUGAGGAAAUGCAAUCCAAAGAUGCUUUAGUUUCUAAAAGAAAGGAGCUUGAAGGGGUGAAGGCGAACAUCGAGAAGGCAAAAAAUGAAGUCAGCAUACUAAGAAUAGCGGAGUCGUCACUCAAGUCCGAGUUCGAGAGGGAAAAAACAGGCCUUGCCUCCAUGAGACAGAGGGAAGGAAUGGCAUCCAUAGCUGUUUCGGCACUCGAAGCUGAGAUCGAAAGGACGAAAGAUCUAAUAAAGCAAGUUAUAGAGAAAGAGAAGGAAGCACGGGAAAAGGUUGCAGAGCUUCCAAAUUUGAUUCAACAGGCAGCUCUGCAAGCAGAUCAGUUCAAGUCUGCGGCAAAGAUGGCACGAGAAGAGCUAAGGAAGGUCAGCGAAGAAGCAGAACAAGUUAAAGCUACUCUGAGCACCACAGAAAUCAGGCUGCAAGCAACUCUGAAAGAAAUUGAAGCUUCCCGAGCAUCAGAAAGGUUGGCACUUGCAGCAGUUCAGGCUCUGCAGGAAAGCGAGGAGGCUGCUUCCAUGGGAGAGUCUCCUCGAGGAAUAUCCAUUUCUCUCGAUGAAUACUACGCUCUGAGCAAGAGUGCCCAUGAAGUCGAGCAAAUCGCCAAUGAGAGAAUUGCUUAUGCUGUUUCCCAAAUCCAGGCAGCGAAGGAGUCUGAGCUAAAGAGUUUGCAGAGAUUGGAACAAGCUUAUGUCGAAAUGGAUAGAAGAAAAGCAGCACUGAGAGUUGCAAUGGAAAAGGCCGACAAAGCCAACGAAGGAAAACUUGGGGUGGAACAGGAGUUGAGAAAAUGGCGAGCGGAGCACGAGCAGCAGAGAAAAGCAAGCGAUGGGGGUGGCCACGGUGCUUCAAAUCCUUCACGAACUCCUGCAAGGAGCUUCAAUGAUGGCCACAAAACAAAAACGGCCGAAGCAGCGGAUACUGUCUCGACUGAUAUCAUUCGUCCUUCUCCAGGCCAUGUGAUUUACAUGUCAGGUAAUAAAAUGGAGCAUGUGUUACCAGAGUUAAAGCCAAGGAAGAGUAAGUUUAUUAUUCCAAGGAUAGUAAUGUUUUUUGUGAGAAGAAGGUCACGAUCAAGGAAAUAGAUAAAUAACCUUUUGAAAUAUAUAUAUUGUAUUUAUAUUAUGUUUAGAGCACCAGUUGUACAUGUCAUAAAUGUGGAUAAUAUAAUUAAAUUUGCUUUUUCUUGUCCAAGGCCUUAGUUGGCUGUAAGCACCUUGUUAAGACUAGCAUACAAAUUUGUGUUUGGAACUUGUUUGAAUAAUUUUGUUAAGCCGUAUUGGAUAACACCAUUUCUUUUGAUA